Molecule: messenger RNA, 1770 nt
Organism: Exophiala xenobiotica
Lineage: Eukaryota; Fungi; Ascomycota; Eurotiomycetes; Chaetothyriales; Herpotrichiellaceae
Exons: 4
Coding region: 64-1632 (522 amino acids)
Biological process (GO): transmembrane transport
Cellular component (GO): membrane
Molecular function (GO): transmembrane transporter activity
Source: RefSeq, a predicted model, not a curated record
UCUAUACCUACACAGUAGGUGCGUUCCCAGCCAAAGCUCUGACCUUGUAUCACGUUGUGCAAUAUGCCUUCCAAAGACAACAACGUUGAAGAGAGCAGGGUCGAUCCCACACUCCGACAAUCGCUUCAUGACUCGAUCGAUGAAAAGCCUGCCGGCAUGCAUAGCGAAAUUGCCCACGAAGCAGCCGAGAGAGGCCAUGUGGCCACUGACAAGUACGGUCAUGCACUGGUAGAGUUUGACCCCAAAGCUGAAUCCAAGCUGCGCUUGAAAAUCGAUUUGUACAUUGUUCCGACCGUCGCGCUCCUUUAUCUGUUUUGCUUCAUUGAUCGAGCAAAUAUCGGCAAUGCGAAACUUGCUGGUCUAGAAAAGGAGCUUCAUCUGAAAGGCUACGACUACAACAUCGUCCUCACAGUCUUCUACGUUUCCUACAUCGUCUUCGAAAUCCCCGCCACCACAGCCUGCAAAUUCUUCGGUCCGGGCUGGUUCAUCCCCGUCACCUCGCUAGGCUUUGGAAUCUGCUCUAUCGGAACCGCUUUUGUUCACCACCGGGCUGCAGCAUGCGGUGUACGGUUUCUUCUUGGCGUCUUUGAAGCCGGCAUGCUACCAGGUAUUGCAUACUAUAUGUCCAGAUGGUACCGAAGAAGCGAACUGGCUUUCCGUCUUUCCCUCUACAUUGUCAUGGCUCCUCUUGCUGGAGCCUUCGGUGGCCUCCUGGCAUCCGCCAUUCUCAAGUUGUCUCACUUCGGAGGUCUUCACCAGUGGCGCAUGAUUUUUGCCAUUGAAGGCAUCAUCACCUGUGGCCUGUCACUCAUCUCUUUCUUUACCUUGACUGACCGCCCGGCAACAGCGAGAUGGCUCACCCAGGAGGAAAAGGACCUAGCAAUCGCCCGAGUCAAGUCGGAGCGUGUGGCCACCACCGAAGUCCUCGACAAAUUGGAUCUCCCCAAGAUGCUUCGAGGAAUCUUCAGCCCAGUAACGCUCUCAGUGUCGUUCAUUUUCCUUCUCAACAACAUUACCGUUCAAGGUCUUGCUUUCUUCCUGCCGACCAUCGUCAAGACGAUCUACCCGAAGAAUUCGGUUGUAUCUCAACAACUCCAUACUGUGCCGCCGUACGUUGUUGGUGCUUUCUUCACAGUGUUAAUCCCAUGGUUGUCAUGGCGGUACGACCGUCGAAAUAUCUUCUUCAUCAUUUCGGCACCGCUUAUCAUGGCUGGGUACAUCAUGUUUCUUGCCAGCGAAGCCGCUCACACCCGUUACGGAGCAACAUUCCUUAUUACGACUGGAGCUUUUUCGUUCGGUGCUCUUUGCAACGCACAAAGCUCGGCCAAUGUUGUUUCAGACACUGCACGAUCCGCCGCCAUCGGCACCACGGUCAUGUUUGGCAAUAUUGGCGGUCUGGUCUCAACUUGGUCAUUCCUGCCGUUCGAUGGUCCAAACUAUCACAUCGGCAAUGGGUUGAAUUUGGCAACUUCUUCCACAAUCUUGCUCUGUUCCAUUGGUCUGCUGUUUUGGAUGAAGGCGGACAACAAGAGACGAGAAAAUAAGGACGUGGAUAGUGAGUUGGAUGGUUUGUCUACCAAGCAAGUUCAAGAUCUGGAUUGGCGUCAUCCUGCUUUUAGGUGGAGGCCGUGAACGAGCAAAUUGUGCAUUGAUGAGCACUCGGAGACUGGAGUCAUUGUUGAUGGGAGGGUUUCUCGUACUGCAAGUUCAGUCUGGUGGGUUUGCAGUUGGCACCUGGUAAAUGUAACAGUCACUUUCCAUGAGAAGGCC